This is a messenger RNA of Fibroporia radiculosa, 627 nucleotides long. RefSeq lists its product as uncharacterized. The coding region runs from base 1 to 627 and encodes 208 amino acids. NCBI's taxonomy places the organism in Eukaryota, Fungi, Basidiomycota, Agaricomycetes, Polyporales, Fibroporiaceae. The record is from RefSeq and is a predicted model, not a curated record. The transcript is spliced from 6 exons.
AUGUCCCACGGAAAGCACUUCACGCUCUUCACCGCUUCCAUCUGGCCAAACGGCUGGAAGGUCAUUUUCGUGCUGCGGGAACUCGGCCUGGACUUUGAGCCGAUUUACCUCGACCUGAUGAAGAACGAGCAGAAGUCCCCCGAGCACGUCACGCACAACCCCAACGGCCGGAUCCCUACGCUCAUCGACCACAAGAACGAUGAUUUUGUCGUCUGGGAGUCCUGCGCGAUCAUGACCUACCUUGUGGAGAAGUACGAUACCUCGCACACGAUUUCCGUCAGCGACGCGGGCGAGAAGAUUCUGCAGCUCCAAUGGCUCUUCUUCCAAGCCUCCGGCCAAGGGCCGUACUUCGGACAGGCGGGAUGGUUCAGCAUGUUCCACCCGGAGAAGCUGCCGAGCGCCAUCGAGAGAUAUCAAAAGGAGACGCUGCGCGUGUUCGGCGUCCUGGAGGGGGUGCUGUCGCAGCAGGCGUGGCUCGUCGGCGGGAAGUGCACGAUCGCGGACUUUGCGUUCAUCCCAUGGAACAUCUACGCGCUGGAGAACUACAUCUCGCACUACAACGGCUUUGACUUUGCGAGGGACUUCCCGGCUGUGCACAGGCAAGCGUCGUCGGACAUGGUGGCAUAG